Caenorhabditis elegans is the source of this 726-nucleotide messenger RNA. It is a transcript of the gene C47G2.3, whose product is annotated as Mitochondrial import inner membrane translocase subunit tim-22. Gene Ontology annotation, cellular component: TIM22 mitochondrial import inner membrane insertion complex; mitochondrial inner membrane. The transcript has 2 exons. Gene Ontology annotation, biological process: protein transmembrane transport; protein insertion into mitochondrial inner membrane. The coding region runs from base 1 to 642 and encodes 213 amino acids. The record is from RefSeq and is marked reviewed. NCBI's taxonomy places the organism in Eukaryota, Metazoa, Nematoda, Chromadorea, Rhabditida, Rhabditidae.
AUGGCGCUGGCCUCCUCAAAUGCGACCUCAAUGGAAGAGCUCUUCGGAAAUCCGUUCAGGCCGAAAAAAGAGCGAGUCGUCGUCGAGGAGAAGCCAUUCGAGUACACACCAUCAGCAUACGUUCAGAUGAUUGAUCAGAUGAUCGGAAUCAAAACGAGGCCGUGGAAUCCAGAACGUACGCCAAUUAAACCGAUUCAAAUGCUCACACUACCCGAGAUGUCACGAGAAGAACGAUGGAUUCAAUGGGGAAUGGAGAAUUGUACGGUGAAAGCAUCGAUUUCUGGAGUGCUCGGAGUUGGAGUCGGAUUCGCUUUCGGACUUUUCACCGCUUCAGUUGAUCCGCAGCUAUCGAUGGUUGGAGGAGAUCCUACGAAACAGCUAACCCUAAAACAAACGUGGAAAGAAAUGUCAAGUCGAAUGAAAUCCUACGGAAAGAACUUUGGAUCCAUCGGUUUAAUGUUUUCCGGAACCGAAUGCGCCCUGGAAACGAUCCGUGCAAAAAGCGACUGGCGCAACGGAACCUAUUCUGGAGGAAUCGUCGGUGGACUUCUUGGACUUCGAGCCGGAAUCAUGCCAGCUGUUUGGGGUGCCGCUGGUUUUGCUGUCUUCUCUACAAUUAUUGAUCAUUAUAUGAGAGGAUGAUUUUUUUUCUGAAAUUUUUUUUGAUUUGUUUUUUAGCCUUCUUCUGUUGACUGUUUUUAUAAUAGAAUGAAAUUUAGUGAAUUU